GCUCUUCCCGACCCCCCUGCAGCCGAACAAAAAGAAAAGCCCAGCUGCCAGUGACCCCUUGAGAAAACCAGUAGAAAACCUGAAAUUUCUCCUUCCUUUCUUGUUAAAUAACAAGUUUUAGGACUUAGAAACCCUCCCUAAAGCAAGGAAUUUCAGAUCUGCAGUUUCUCUUCCUCCCCUGUCCGUCGGCUGCCAUGUGGGUGUGUGAUUUCUGGGCAUUUUUCCGUCCGUGAGUUCCCCUGCAGCUUGCCGCCGGCUUCUUCUUCUCCAUGCAGCUCCGGUUUUAGCUGGAGAAUUCUGGUAUGUGGCAGCCCUCCAAGCCCCCGAAUUUGUCCUUUUUUUUUUUUAGGUUUCCCGCCCGGUAUCUGGGCUUCGCCCCGACUACUCCGGACUCGACCAGCUGUGGCGCACCAGAAUGGUGGGUGGGUGUCCCAACGAAGGCUGCUGCGUACAGAAGGUUUCGAACUCGAGACCUUACUUAAGUUGGAACAAGUCGCUUGCCACUUGAUCCAACCCAUUGAUGGUUCUUGAUCCUUGGGGUGCUUUAGUACGUGAAUUGAGUGCUCGGUUUUAUGCGAGUGAGGUAAGUAAAUUUAUGGUAAUGCCCGUAUAAUUUUUAAAAGCAUGUUUUGAUUUGUUUUUGAAGUGGUGGCAAGACUAAACCCAUUUUACACAAGUAUGAUUGAUUUGAAGUGAAAUUUUUUAUACUUUUCAUUAAAUUGAACAUGCCUACUUGAAAUUUAAUUGAUUGUCUUGAUGAUUUGAAAGUGAUUGGUGAAUUAUGAUUUUUCUGUUAACUUCUGCCUAUUUUGUCUCCGAUGUGGUUAUGUUAUUGAUGAUCCUACUAGUGGGGGUUAAACGCUAGCACAUGUCGACAUGUUAUUGAUAAAACCGGUUCGUUCAACCUUGCUAGUGGGGGUUAUACACCAGCAAAUACUCUAGCCUUCCAGUGGGAGGUUUAAACACUGGCUGUGACCUAUAGGGGAGACAUCUAUUUCGUUCCUGCACUGUAACCAUUUUUCGUGAUUAUAUUUGUUGGCAUGCUAUACGAAGCGAAACGAGGACGGGAAAACCACGGGAAGUGACGAGCUAGAAGGCUAGCCAUUUUGAGAUUGAUAUAGAUUUUAGAUAUAGACCAUGAUCUUAUAAAUUGGAUUUUAAUUGGAGAUUUUAUAAAUUCAUUGAAUGGAUUGUUAGUGACAAGAGAUUUGAACUUGAGAUUUUGGUGGUAUUAGAUUGUGAUAUGAUAAGUUCCGAGCCUUGUGCAUUUGUGGGACCCUCCCAUGAGUGCACGGUGUUUGUCGCGCCUCAGAUUCAGGUUCUGGGGUGUGACAAAAGCCCUGAGGGUGGUCCUUGGAUUAGACACUCCAAUGCUUAAAUCAUCAAUAGUCUAGUCUACACUCUUGAGAAAACAAAAGGAAAGAGACAUUUAUCAGUUUUUUCAUCUUACCUUUAGGAGUAGCCUGGGGAAGUAUUUGUAUGUCAUGAUAGGGCAUCUACAUGGCUUACAUAACACAAUAAUCGUGAUAUGAUGUGUUUGACGGAAUAGAUGUCUUUGGUGAACGUAAUGUGUCUUAAUGGAGCAACCGUAUUAAAUGAGUGUGGUAUGUUCUGAUAGAGUAGGUCUCUUGGAGACGGAGCAUUAGGUGAGGACUAGUAAUUGGGUGAAGGCAUUCUCAUUGUAAUUGCCAUACAAUUGUGGCUG
Molecule: messenger RNA, 1705 nt
Organism: Rubroshorea leprosula
Lineage: Eukaryota; Viridiplantae; Streptophyta; Magnoliopsida; Malvales; Dipterocarpaceae
Source: the annotation of a GenBank genome assembly